Messenger RNA from Carcharodon carcharias (great white shark), 1004 nucleotides. RefSeq names its product zinc finger protein 664-like. NCBI's taxonomy places the organism in Eukaryota, Metazoa, Chordata, Chondrichthyes, Lamniformes, Lamnidae. The record is from RefSeq and is a predicted model, not a curated record. Bases 375 to 905 code for a protein of 176 amino acids. The transcript has a single exon.
CUGAGUGUGGGAAGGGUUUCACUCAGUCGUCUGACCUGUUUAAACACCAGCGGGUUCACAGUGGGGAGAGGCCAUUCACCUGCUCUGAGUGUGGAAAGGGAUUCACUCAGUCAUCCAACCUGCUGCAACACCAGCGAGUUCAUACUGGGAAGAGGCCGUUCACAUGUCCUGAGUGUGAGAAGGGAUUCACUCGAUCGACAGGGCUGCAACAACACCAGUGAGUUCACAGGGGGGAGAGGCCGUUCACCUGUUCCGAGUGUGGGAAGGGAUUCACUCACUCAUCCAACCUGCUGAAACACCAGCGGGUUCGCACCGACGAAAGACCUCUUAAAUGCCCAGACUGUGGGAAGUGCUUUAUAAGUACCCGGGACCUGAUGUACCAUCAAAGUGUUCACACUGACGAGAGACCGUUCAGGUGCUCUCACUGUGGGACUGGGUUCAGGCGAGCAUCUCAACUCACUGGGCACCUGCGAGUUCACACUGGAGAGAGGCCGUUCACCUGCUCCCAGGGUGGGAAGGGAUUCACUCAGUUAUCGCACCUGCUGACACACCAGCGAGUUCACACUGGGGAGAGACCAUUCACCUGCUUCCAGUGUGGGAAGGGAUUCACUCACUCAUCUAACCUGCUGAGACACCAGCGAAUUCACACUGGGGAGAGACUGUUUAAAUGCCCAGACUGCAGCAAGUGUUACAAAAGUUCCAGGGAACUGAUGCAUCAUCAACGUGUUCAUACUGACGAGAGAUCGUUCAGGUGCUCUCACUGUGGGACUGGGUUCAGACGAGCAUCUCACCUCACUGCACACCAGCGAGUUCACACUGAGGAGAGGCCGUUCACCCGCUCCCAGUGUGGGAAGGGAUUCACUCAGUCAUCUAACCUGCUGAUACACCAGCGGGUUCACACAUAAAGACAGUGAUUGGAUUUUACUUUUAAUUACAUUCAGGAGUGAACGAUGUUCAUUAGGGUCUGUUUCUCUGAUGUUAAGUUAUAGGCAUUAAUGUCACGU